AUGUCUGGCCCGGCCAAGGGUGGCCAUUUUGGAGUCCCCCGGGCGGCUGGUUGCCCCGGCGGCGUCUGCCCACCUGCUGCCGGGACCCGGGCUGGCCGCGCCGCUGCCCGGAGCUGGACCCACACGAUGUGGCGGCUCCGCUGCAAGGCCAAGGAUGGCACCCAUGUGUUGCAGGGCUUGUCCAGCCGGACCCGAGUGCGGGAGCUCCAGGGCCAGAUUGCCGCCAUCACCGGGAUCGCGCCGGGCUGUCAGCGGAUCCUCGUGGGGUACCCGCCCGAGGGCCUGGAUCUCAGCGACGAGGACACCGUUCUAGGGGAUCUGCCCAUCCAGUCCGGCGACAUGCUGAUCGUGGAAGAAGACCAAACCAGGCCCAAAAAGUCGCCUACAUUCACAAAACAUGGUGCUCCCAGUUACGUCAGGGAACCUUUGCCUGUGCUUAGCAGAACAGUGGUCCCAGCAGACAACUCUUGCCUCUUUACCAGUGUGUACUAUGUCGUGGAAGGAGGAGUGUUGAAUCCUGCUUGCGCCCCUGAGAUGAGACGCCUCAUAGCACAAAUUGUAGCAAGCGAUCCAGACUUCUAUAGCGAGGCAAUACUGGGAAAGACGAAUCAAGAGUACUGUGACUGGAUCAAAAGGGAUGACACUUGGGGAGGAGCUAUUGAGAUAUCCAUUCUGUCUAAGUUUUAUCAAUGUGAAAUAUGUGUAGUGGAUACACAGACAGUAAGAAUUGACCGUUUUGGGGAAGAUGCAGGAUACACCAAAAGGGUCCUGCUUAUUUAUGAUGGCAUUCACUAUGAUCCGCUUCAGCGGAACUUCCCUGACCCAGACACCCCGCCUCUGACCAUUUUCUCCUCUAAUGAUGAUAUUGUUCUUGUACAAGCACUGGAAUUAGCAGAUGAAGCCAGAAGAAAGAGACAGUUUACUGAUGUAAACCGCUUCACCCUGAGGUGCAUGGUAUGUCAGAAGGGAUUAACCGGACAAGCAGAAGCAAGGGACCAUGCCAAGGAGACAGGCCAUACCAACUUUGGAGAAGUGUGAUCUAUGCAUGAUGAGGAUUGCCGCCUACUACCUCACAGAUCCAGAAGGCUCUGGGUUUUCCAAUAAGCUAUUUGUAACCCCUAAAGAACAAAGGACAAUGCUUGAACCAUCUUUUUAACUUAAAACCACUAAGACACUGAAAUUCCUUGUUAAGAUUAAAAUUAGUGUGCAAGUUUACAGGUGUGUGUCUACAGUGGUGAUACAUCCAUGCCCUUUCUCUGCUGGGGUGACAGAAGCGGUGGUCCUUGCUACCUACCGACAGUAACCUGAGGAGUUGAAUCUUAGUACCGUAAACUGGCACCCAGCAGCAUUAACCUGUUAGAAGAAAACAACUUCGUAUUUUGAGUAAUGCGGAAGGCCUCACAUGAGGCCACUGGACAUAAACUACAGUGUCUCCGUAAUUGAAUCCUUUUAAAAACUCUGCCUGAGUUAAUAUUGUUUCUAAAUUAUGAAUUGAUUCCUCAAAUGAAGACACUCAGAAUUGUCAAAACCGAUUUUAUAUUGCAAUUUGGUAGACUUUAUAAAUGUGUACUUAACCAGUUAUAGGUACAUUGCAAGCAAUUUUUACAGGGAUGAGUGCGUUCCUUAAGAAUAUUACCUAAGGAACUGAUAGUGCCCAAUUUAGGAUUUCUAGUGUAUAAAAGCAGAAUGUAUGAGGGAAAAGGUGCCUGAGCAGCUUACUAAAGCUUUAAAAGACCGUCGGCCUCGUGUUUUAACACAACUCAUUUAUUGACGUUUGUCACGUUGGAUAAAAAUUUUAAAUUAAGCAGGGUAUUUAUUUUUUAAUUGAAGUUUCUUGAAAUUUGAGUGCUUGGUUUUUGCUUUUUUACAUAAAGAGUUGUCUGGAGGGAUUAACUUUUCUCAGCUUUUUCUCCAACUCCUAAAAAACAGUCUUCAUCUAAAGUGAUAAUGCUGUGCUCUGACUUGGUUUUUGUGAGAUCUUUGGCUUACCUAAACAGUAUUCUUUUUUUCAUGCCAGCCUUAUCUGGCCACUGAUGCGCUUUUGAGUAAUUUAAUGUUUCUGCAAAUUAGCACUUUGCUCAUCUACAAUCUUUUACUUUGACUUUCAAAGAGUUUUAAAGUAGUUGGGAUAAUAAUGUUGAAUGAAUUUAUUUCACUUCCAAAAUAACGACAGUUUUUAAAUCCUUGCCUUAUUUAACAGCUCUUUUGGAAUUCUGCUUCUUCCUAAUAAUAGACGUGUAGUCAUUUGUUUGGUGGGCUAACCUGCAAGACACAUCCUCUAAAAUUAGCUCCACCAUGAGAUCUUCCAGAUAAAAGUUUUCUACCUCUUUUCGUAAUUCUUCUGAAGAUCAGGGAUGCUAAAUUAUAAUUUGUUAUGUAUUAUCUCACAGAAUGUGAAGAGGCUUAGUGUAGUGAAGUUUUGUAAUCUUGGUCUCAUUUUUUGAUGAAGUAUCUCACUUACAAAACCAAUGGUAUACUUUAAAGCACUUCUGGCUCUUUCAGCAUAUCUUCUUGGCAAACGUUUUAAAAUUGAGAUUUACUUUUAGCACUUUCACGUGGUGGAGGUGGCCAUAUAAAAUUAAGGAGCAUGUGAACAAUUCAGUGAACAAGUUCCUUUAAGGAAGAAUUCCCAAAGUAUGCUUGAAAUCAUUAGGUGACAUUUCUUGAGUACCUAUUUUGUGAAUAGCUGCUUAAGAUAUAAGUUACCGAUCGGUGUAACUUAAAAGUGUUUAAUUUUCUAUUUUACUGAGCCUUAAAAAUAGCACUUGUGAACUUGCGAUAACGUUUGGCAAUCAUAAUAUGUACAAAUGAGUGUGUUUGAAAAUCUCUUUGUACCUGGCUGUCUUCUUGGUCUAAAGAUUUUUCUAUCCCUUAUUCUACCCCACCCCACCCCCUCCCCCCGAAAAUAAUUACACUUAAAACUAGAAGUUAAGAGUAUACCACGGGGUAACCUACAUCAAAUUGAGCUUUACACAUCAUUAUUCAUAAAGCUUGCCUUUCUGUCUUAGGUACUUCAGGAGCCAAACUUGACAUUUGCUUACUGGAAUUUAGAGAAGUUUAUUCAUGCAACAAAUAUUUAUUGGGUAAUUUAUAAUGUACCAGGCAUGUAUUGAUACGUUUUCCAACAUAAAUUUCUGUCACUUUAAAAUUGAGUAUAUUUUACCUACAUUGGAUUAAUUUAACAAAUAGAAAUAGAACAUGAUAUUUUAUAAAAGUAAACUUUUUCAUUUUAAGUGUUUUUGUUUGCAUAUUUAAGCUUAUACUUUUAUAGCAAGUGUCAGAUAUUCCGGGGAUCGUACUCAAUUUUACCUGUUAUCUAGGAUGUCCAUUCACCAACUGGACACUGAUAGUCAAAUGGCUCUCAGUAAUGAGUUCUAAAUUAAUUAGUUGCUGAAAUUCAGCACUAGGACUUGAAUGUUCUGAUCAUGGAAAAUCCAAGAUGAUGCAUUAUUUGCAGGCAAUUUGAUUUAGUUCCUGCGAAUUAAAAAACCUAAACUUGUGCUCUUUCUAAAACUCAAGCUUAUAAACCUCACAGAAUCUAAAGAUUUUUUUUUAAUUGCACUUAUGAAACUCUUGAAAUUAGUUUAUUAAUGUGUGUAAAUUCUAAUCUUCAGAAUUUUGAAAGCCUAUGGAUUUAGUACUUGCAGCAGGAUCCAAAACUUUUUCUUAAAUUUGCACUUGAGCAGAAUGAAACCUUUCUCCCUAUUUAUUCCGUUUUUGAGUGCCAUACCAGAAUAUUUUUUUAAUUCAAAUAAGGAUAGUUUACAUUAGUGGCUGAGUGAAGGAAAAUUUUUAAUUCAAAUAAGGAUAGUUUACAUUAGUGGCUGAGUGAAGGAGUGUCCCCCACUCCUCUUUUAUUUUUUCUUUCCCUUAACUCUUCUUUGGAUUUAGAGAUUUGGUAUAUGGCAGUGAAGAUGCACUUCUAGGUAGAAUGUUUUCAGAGGUUAAAAUUAAUAUCCCUGGAAAUUUUGUGAUGUGAUAGCCAUAUAAGGCCAUCAGUGUGGUACAUUCUUAGUUAAUCAUUCCUAGUUGAUUUCUUGAUUAUUUCGCAUUAAUGAAAAUUAGCAUAGUCAAGGGGUACCCUUGAAAGUUUGGCUGCUGGUCAGCUUGACCCUAUUGGCAAAAACUAAUAUAAUCAUGCCAGUUGAUUAUUCCAUAAAGUUCAAGCCCCAGCAGAGUCAUAGUCAGGAACGCAUUAAUGUGUUAUCUCACUAUAAAUGCCCCUAAAUGCCCACGCCCAACUUGCUUAUCUAGCAUAUUCUUCCUAUCCUGUGUAGGCAUUAAAACAUAUGUUGCAAGUUGCCCUAGCUAAACAUGGUUUUUUUCUAUGUCUUUUUUGAAAAAGUUAGAAGGAGGAGUAUGUAAAAUUAGCAGAAUAAUUGUUUUCUUUAUGGAUCAGGUGGCCUUCCGAAAACUUUCAUAUAUUAAGAUUUAUGUUCUUUCAUGUGUUGAGACACGCAUUUGUUAUUAUUUGCAGCACUUUAAAAAAAUAUGAAGUAAAAGUUUACAUUUUAGCCCUCUCCAGGGAUCUUGUUAAAGGCAUUAAAAAAUAAUUCUUGACCUGCUAACAAUCAGCUCUUCUUAAUCAAUAAUUGCCAUCAGUGUAUAGUGUAUCCAGUGGUACAACAUUCUGGUGUUUUGAUUACAGUGGAACUUGAUUUCAGUAACUUAGGAGCAUGCUCUGUGCCCUAGCAUUCAAAAAUUACCUGUUUCCGUAAUGUGAUUGUUCGUUAUCAUUCAUUGUGCAGUGCAGUAUUCAAAUUUGUUCUUGUAGCACAAGGAUGACUAUACCAACUUGGAAAAGAUUAAAUUCUUAAAAACUCUUCAUUUAUUUCUAAGCAAACUUAUUUUAAGGGAGCUGAUUUUUUAGCCUUAAAAGUAUCAUUUUUAAGUCUAAAGUGCAACACUUGAUUUUGAAUAAGCUAGUUCAUUAGCUAACAAUGUUCUCUUACUAAGAGUUAUAAUAUUGCAACACAUCUAAUUCAACUUAGACUACAAAACUUGCCUGAUUUUGGGAAAGGGUUUUAUUAUUAUUUUUUUCUUUUCUGAAAAUCAGCUGACAUUUUGUUUACAGUGCUUUGAAUAUUUGGCUUUGAAGAAAUUGUUACAUUGAUACUGAGUUGUGGGGUGCUGAUUUAGGUCUUGGUCCAUAUGAAUUUAAAGGAGAUUACUCUUUUCGUUUAAAGAGGAAAGGGGAUAAACAGAAAGAUCCUCAAAUGGAUACAUCUCUCCAGAAGAGAUCCUCAAAUGGAUACAUUCCUUAGUCACGAAUAACAGUUUUCAAGCAAUGCCUUUGUGUCCUCCUAACCCUCCUCACCCUUUUCUUGGCAUAGAAUGUAGCAGGGCCAUAACUGAGAAGUUUGUCAUUAAUGUAUAAACCACAAAUAGAAGCAUUUUGCUAUGAUGCCUUUUUAUACUUGUCUUUUAAAAAUACCCACAUCAAGGCGCUUAUGGAUGUGAAAAUAGGAUCUGUCUAAGUUGUAGGUAACAGGUUAACCUAAGAAAGUUUUAGAAUUUCUACUAAGAUUACAUGAGCCUGAUUUUAGAGCUGGUAUAGGAUAUGCAGUAAGUUGUAGUCCAUGAAUUACUUAAAAGGACCAGGGCACCUAAUUCUUGUCAGGUUUCCAGUCUACCUUGGUGCCAUUCAUGACUCAAGCUGUUUACAGGAAAUAUAAUUUCCAUAGCAAAGAGUAAUUUUUCUCUUUAAAGUAUUGAAUUCAGCUUAAAGUGCAAAAUAAAUAUGUGUAAGUUUGUCAAAAGGAAUAGAGAAUGACAAUAGUCCUCUAUUUCCUGUACUGAUGUAGUAGAGGUGGAGAUUCGUGAAGCAAGAAGGAAACCCCAGAUUGUCAAAUUUAGAGCUUAGAACAUGUCUUGUAAAAGUAGUUGCGAAGGGCAGAACAGAAGGAAGUCUGUUUCUUGGCAUAUUUUUCUUUAUUAAGAUGGACAGUGUUUUCUUGUUUUAAAAAUGUUCUUUUGUCUAUUUGCCAGCAUUUUUUUUUUCAAAGUUAAUGCACUGCUGCUACCUGGGAGAUGUCUUACUUCAUUUUGUACAACUCUUAUGUGAUUUUGCCAUUGUCAUUAAGAUGAAUUGAUUUUAUUUAUGAGGUCUGUGAUUUUAAAUACCAAAUGCUGUAUGAAGUGACUUGUUUUGAAGAAAUAAAUGAAGUGAAAAUA
This is a messenger RNA of Nyctereutes procyonoides (raccoon dog), 6174 nucleotides long. It is a transcript of the gene YOD1, whose product is annotated as YOD1 deubiquitinase. The record is from RefSeq and is a predicted model, not a curated record. Gene Ontology annotation, biological process: protein deubiquitination; endoplasmic reticulum unfolded protein response. Lineage: Eukaryota; Metazoa; Chordata; Mammalia; Carnivora; Canidae. Gene Ontology annotation, cellular component: cytosol; nucleus. The transcript has 2 exons. The coding region runs from base 1 to 1038 and encodes 345 amino acids. Gene Ontology annotation, molecular function: cysteine-type deubiquitinase activity; protein binding.